UUAAAUUUCAACAGAGAAAUUACAAAUCCACGUUACGUUUGUAUUUUGAGCCAUAUUUAGUGAACAUAAAUCCGGAAAUUCUAAAAGAGCGUGCAACAUAUGGUACACUACAGCUGGUAACGUGCUACUCUUGCUACUCUUGCUAGCAAUAGCAACAUUGAGCGACAUGUCGCUUGCGUGGAAUCCUUCGAAGAACCACAGUGAGCGUGAGAGGUGGGUAUGCAUCUAUCCAAUAUACUUGAACAGCAAGAGAAGCUUGGCGGGCGGGCGAAAGUUGGCUAAAGAUAAGUGCGUGGAGAAUCCAACGCAUCAGGAAAUACGGGAUGUUCUACUGGCGGCAGGCCUCAACGUAGGCGUCGAGAACAAGCUACAUCCGAAAGAGCGUAGCAAGGAGCCUCUGUUCCGCGGUCGUAUUCGCGUGCAGCUGAAAAACGACGACGGUAAGCCGGUACGGCCGGAGUUUCCCACCAGAGAUUCUCUGCUGGAGUACGUCGGCACCACGAUUACGAAGCUGAAGACUCGUCAGGGUAAGCAGAGCUCUGGCGAGCAGGCGUCACAGCCGUCUACGUCGACUUCGAAGAAAGGAAAAGGCAAGGGAAGGAGGUAAAGAGGAAGAUUUGGAACUGUGGAAAGUGAAUUUUUAUUUAUACAUGUAUGUUUUACAUUUUAUAUAAAACAUUUGUAUAUAUAUAUAUAUAUAUGCUCAUAUUUAGAUUCUAUACUGUUUCACACAAUAUAUAAGACAGAGAAUUAAAGUAAUAUUGUAAAUGAAGUAUGGAUUUCCGAAAUGGGUCGUCAUUUAUCAGAUAAACUUUAUCAUAAAUUCUUCUUUACUCAUAACUCUCGAUUCUCCAAUCAAAUUCUUAUAAAAUCGAGAGAUAUGCGAUGAAAGUCGGGAUUGAACUUAGAGCCAUGCGUCAUGUUCGGAGAAUUAAAGUAAUUACUAGUUUUUAUAUCUCUGGCUCAAAAUUUGAAUAAAGAAAAUCUUACACUGGGUUCUAUUAUUAGAUUUUCAAAUUUUAAUUAAAACUCAAAAUAAUACAGGACGAUAAAAGCAUGUUACAUGUAUACAUAUUUUAGUUGGUUCGGAAUAGAAUGAUUGAAAUAGGUCGAUAAAUAAAUUAAUGUUCAAAAUUUU
This is a messenger RNA of Temnothorax curvispinosus, 1138 nucleotides long. It is a transcript of the gene Srp19, whose product is annotated as signal recognition particle 19 kDa protein. Gene Ontology annotation, molecular function: 7S RNA binding. Bases 167 to 607 code for a protein of 146 amino acids. The record is from RefSeq and is a predicted model, not a curated record. Gene Ontology annotation, biological process: SRP-dependent cotranslational protein targeting to membrane, signal sequence recognition; SRP-dependent cotranslational protein targeting to membrane. Lineage: Eukaryota; Metazoa; Arthropoda; Insecta; Hymenoptera; Formicidae. Gene Ontology annotation, cellular component: signal recognition particle, endoplasmic reticulum targeting. The transcript is spliced from 2 exons.